GUCCUAACUAGAGGUCCCCAGAAAAGAAAAAUCUUCAGAAGAAAAGACACGUACGCAACUUCGCCUUGAAAACUUCGAAGACUUCGUGGCGCUCAAAGGACAUUUUGGAUUUAAGAAUUUGGAUGCUAGAUUUUUGUCGACUUCCGAAAUUGUCAGCCUAAAGAGAGUACAGCAGAAUGCGGACGUUAGUGUUACUGAGCCUGCUAGGCCUGAUAGUAACAUGUCAGGCGGAGGUGUUCACGUCAUUGGUCGAUCUAGAACAUGUGAUCUACACAGAGAGCAGCAUGCUGGAUGCGUUAAGGGAAUACGUCAAGCAGGAGGAACUGAAAAUUCAGAAAGUCAAAAAGUUGAUGGAUGAGUUGCAGAAAGCCAACACAGAGGCAGUACAGGACCCAGAACACUACCUGUCCCAUCCAGUCAACGGCUUGCUGUUGGUCAAGAGAUUCAUUUGGGAGUGGUCCGAGGUGGAGAACAUCAUCCGGCUAGACGUCCCCAAAACAAAUUAUCUGGUGAACAUCUCUCAGUAUCGUGACUAUUUCCCCGCCAAUGAGGAUCUGAAGGGGGCCGGGGCUGCCUUGCUACGUCUUCAAGACACGUACAAACUGGACACGAAGUCAAUCGCGGACGGGAAUAUAGAAGGAACGUGGAAGUCGCCUCCGCUCACCGCUCACGAGUGUUUUGAGAUCGGCCGCAUCGCCUACAAUGCCAUCGAUUACUUCCACUCUCGUCUGUGGAUGUUGGAGGCUUUGCACCGCGUGGAGCGACAGGACGAUCCCGACAAGACUGUGGAGAAAGCAGACAUCUUAGAUUACCUCUCAUUCAUAUUGUACAUGAAUGGCGAUAUGGACCAGGCCUUGUCAUACACAGAGCAGUUGUUAGCAAUAGACCCAGAGCACGAGCGCGGCAACAGCAACAAGCGCUACUUUGAGUACCACGUCUCCAAGAAGCAGCAGCCCCGAGGCGAGGAUGACGAGGAGGAGGAUGAAGAUGAUGAUGAGGGGUGGGUGGAGGUGGAUGAGACCAAGAAGAAGCCAGAGGAACUAGGUCCGAAUACGUCACCAGAGAGACAAGCGUAUCAGGCUCUGUGCAGGGGAGAGGCCCAUGCUGUUAAGGCCCCAAAGAAUCAGCGCAUCAUGAAGUGUCACUACCGACACUACAACAAUCCCCGCCUGUACAUCCAGCCGGCUAAGGAAGAGGUCAUCUUCGACCACCCUAGGCUGAAAAUAUUCCACGACAUCCUGAAUGACGUUGAGAUUGCCAGAGUCAAGGCCCUGGCCGCCCCACGGUUGAACAGGGCGACGAUUCAGAACCCAGUGACAGGCAAGUUGGAAUACGCCGACUACCGCAUCAGCAAAAGCGCCUGGCUGCGGGAGGAUCUCGACCCUAUGGUCACAGCGAUCAGAACCAGGGUAUCUGACUAUUCAGGAUUGGAACUGAAAACUGCAGAAGAACUACAGGUGGUUAAUUACGGAAUCGGUGGGCACUAUGAGCCACACUUUGACUUUGCCAGAAAAGAAGAGACCAAUGCGUUCAAAGACCUGGGUACCGGCAAUCGUAUUGCCACAAUGCUGUUCUACAUGAGCGACGUACCGGCAGGAGGGGCCACUGUGUUUCCUUUGGUUGGCGCCAGAGUACUCCCUAGAAAGGGUACGGGAGCUUUCUGGUUCAAUUUGUUCCCGUCCGGUGAAGGUGAUUACGACACAAGACACGCAGCGUGUCCCGUCUUAGCAGGAUCCAAGUGGGUUUCCAACAUAUGGAUCCAUGAGCACGGACAGGAGUUCCGUCGCAAAUGUGGAAUAACCCCAGACGUCAAAUAUUAGAACCGUCUGAUAACUGGAUCUUCAGAAUUUGGCUUUUUUCUUUUUGCCUUUAAAUUUGUAACUAUAGUUUCAAUUUUUUUUUUCUUUUAAAGUAAUUUUGAAAAAGAAAUUUAUAAUAACUGCCAAAUAAUUUGACAAAACCGAAAUCAUCAAAAUAAAAAUCAUGUAUCAAACGAGAUGAUCGGUGUAUAUCAUUGGAUGCUUGAUGAUUUUGCUUUAAUUAUGGAGUUUGUUGCCAUCGUAUUUGCCGCAAGUGUUAGGUAUUGCUUAUUUGUAUGAGACAUUUUGGUAAUUAUAAUUCUGUGAUUUGUGUUUUGAUUGUGUAUCAUUUAUUCUAGUGUGUUGAAGGAACAAGUGCUGAUGAGAUUAACAAAAAAAUUAGCAAUAAUUUUAAAGCAUCAAUUUCAUCGAAUUCGGCAGAACGUUUAAACAGUAUU
Patiria miniata (bat star) is the source of this 2257-nucleotide messenger RNA. RefSeq names its product prolyl 4-hydroxylase subunit alpha-1-like. The coding region runs from base 177 to 1820 and encodes 547 amino acids. Gene Ontology annotation, molecular function: iron ion binding; procollagen-proline 4-dioxygenase activity; protein binding. Gene Ontology annotation, biological process: peptidyl-proline hydroxylation to 4-hydroxy-L-proline. The transcript is spliced from 14 exons. Gene Ontology annotation, cellular component: endoplasmic reticulum. The record is from RefSeq and is a predicted model, not a curated record. NCBI's taxonomy places the organism in Eukaryota, Metazoa, Echinodermata, Asteroidea, Valvatida, Asterinidae.